AUGCCCUUGUCGAAAUCUUUGUCGAAGAUUCAAAAGAAUCAGAAGGGAAAGAACGUCACUAUCCAUCCAAAAGGUCGAAAAUUCCAGAAGCUGGCGACUGCCACAUUACGUGAAGACAAGAUUGCCGCCAAGAAAAAAGCAUACAAUGACCGUAGAUCCCAUGAACUUGGUCGUGUAAAGUUCAUUCAAGAUGUGAUGAACUUGGAUUCUUUCCAAGAUAAAGCCACCUUUUCGCUAGAAGAAACUGUCAUAUUCAUAAAAGAGUUCAUUUCUCGCGACGAUGAGGAACUGGAGGAAUUGAAGAAGAAAAGAAGAUCGAACAGGCCACCCGCUAACAGACAGAUCAUUUUGCAACAAAAAAGAGACUUCGAAAUGAAAGAAUUGGAAACUGGUUUUUUAAUACCAGACCUUAGCGAUGCCAAGAAUGUAGAGUUUCUCAGAAAAUGGAACCAGACUUUUGGUUCUAUGAGCACCUUAAGGCAGAUCAGAGUCAAUGAUAAGGCUCAAAAAGUAGUUGGUGGCAGUAAAAAUGUUGUCGACUCCUCGAUUUCGAAGUCCGCGGACGUUGAAAUGAAGGAGUGA
Molecule: messenger RNA, 582 nt
Organism: Lachancea nothofagi CBS 11611
Lineage: Eukaryota; Fungi; Ascomycota; Saccharomycetes; Saccharomycetales; Saccharomycetaceae
Source: the annotation of a GenBank genome assembly